AUGGAUUCCAAAGAUGUCAAAAAUUUGAGUGGUAUGGAUAUGGGGUUUACGCAGGUUUGUUUAUGGACGCUACUAGCCUUCGCGAUGACUUGGACAACAAUCUACGUCACCAACAUGAGGAAGAAGGCGGCGAAGUUGGAGGAUGUGGUAGCGGAGGAAAGAAGAGACGGUGGUGCUGACGUCAUCAUCGUCGGAGCUGGUGUUGGCGGCUCAGCUCUCGCCUACGCUCUUGCUAAGGACGGGCGUCAAGUACAUGUGAUAGAGAGGGACAUGAGACAACCAGAGAGAAUGAUGGGUGAGUUUAUGCAACCUGGAGGACGGCUCUUGCUUUCUAAGCUUGGCCUUGAAGAUUGUUUGAAGGGUAUAGAUGCACAGAUAGCCACCGGCGUAGCACUUUAUAAGGACGGAAAAGAAGCAGUCGCAUCUUUUCCGGUGGAGAACAACAACUUUCCUUAUGAACCUUCUGCUCGAUCUUUUCAUAACGGCCGUUUUGUCCAGAGACUGCGCCAAAUGGCCUCUUCUCUCCCCAAUGUACGACUUGAAGAAGGAACGGUGAAGUCUUUGAUAGAAGAAAAGGGAGUAGUCAAAGGCGUUACAUACAAGAAUAGUUCAGGCGAAGAAACAACUGCCUUUGCGCCUCUUACCGUGGUAUGCGACGGUUGCUACUCAAACCUUCGUCGGUCUCUUAACGACAGCACCGCGGAGGUUCUGUCGUACCAAGUCGGUUACAUCUCAAAGAAUUGUAAGCUUGAAGAUACCGGAAGGUUACAGUUGAUAAUGUCUAAACCCUCUUUUACCAUGUUGUAUCAAAUUAGUAGCACCGACGUUCGUUGUGUUACGGAGAUUUUCCCUGGCAAUAUUCCUUCUAAUGCAGAUGGUGAAAUGGCUAAUUUUUUUAGAAAUACUAUGGCUCCUCAGGUACCUGCAAAACUCCGCAAAAUAUUUCUGAAAGGGAUCGAUGAGGGAGCACAAAUAAAAACGAUGCCAACAAAGAGAAUGUCAGCUACAUUGAGCGAGAAGAAAGGAGUGAUUGUGUUGGGAGAUGCAUUCAACAUGCGUCAUCCAGCAAUCGCUUCUGGAAUGAUGGUUUUAUUGUCUGACAUUCUCAUUCUACGCGGCCUUCUCCAGCCAUUGUCCAACCUCGGUGAUACAAAGAAAAUAUCAGAAGUUAUUAAGUCAUUCUAUGUUAUUCGAAAACCAAUGUCGGCGACGGUGAACACACUUGGGAAUGCAUUUUCGCAAGUGCUAAUUGCAUCGACGGACGAAGCUAAAGAAGCAAUGCGACAGGGAUGCUACGAUUACCUCUCUAGUGGUGGUUUUCGUACGUCGGGAUUGAUGGCUCUGCUCGGCGGCAUGAACCCUAGACCACUCUCUCUCAUCUUUCAUCUCUGCGCUAUUACUCUAUCCUCCAUUGGUCAACUUCUCUCUCCUUUUCCUUCUCCUCUUCGUAUUUGGCAUAGCCUCAGGCUUUUUGUUUUGUCUUUUAAGAUGUUGGUUCCUCAUCUCAAGGCGGAAGGGGACGGGCGUCAAGUACAUGUGAUAGAGAGGGACAUGAGACAACCAGAGAGAAUGAUGGGUGAGUUUAUGCAACCUGGAGGACGACUCUUGCUUUCUAAGCUUGGCCUUGAAGAUUGCUUGGAGGGAAUAGAUGCACAGAUAGCCACCGGCUUAGCAGUUUAUAAGGACGGAAAAGAAACAGAAGCAUCUUUUCCGGUGGAGGACAACAACAACUUUCCUUACGAACCAAAUGGUCGAAGUUUUCAUAAUGGCCGUUUUGUCCAGAGGCUGCGCCAAAAGGCCUCUUCUCUCCCUAAGCGGAGGUUGUGUCGUACCAAGUUGAAUUGCCAGCUUGAAGAUCCCGAAAGUUUAAAGUUAAUAAUGGCUAAACCAUCCUACGUUAUGUUGUAUCAAAUCAGCAGCACCGAUGUUCGUUGUGUUAUGGAGAUUUUCCCCGGCAAUAUUCCUUCUAUUGCCAAUGGUGAAAUGGUUGAUUAUUUGAAAAAUACUAUGGCUCCUCAGGUACCUUCAAAAUUCCGAAAAAUAUUUCUGAAAGGAAUCGACGAGGGAGCACAAAUAAAAACGAUGGCGGCAAAGAGAAUGGAAGCUGCUUUGAGCGAGAAGAAAGGAGUGAUUGUGUUGGGAGAUGCAUUCAACAUGCGCCAUCCAGCAGUCGCUUCUGGAAUGAUGGUUUUACUGUCUGACAUUCUCAUUCUACGCGGCCUUCUCCAGCCAUUGGCAAACCUCGGUGAUGCAAACAAAGUCUCAGAAGUUAUUAAGUCAUUUUAUGUUAUCAGAAAGCCAAUGUCGGCGACGGUGAACACACUAGGGAAUGCAUUUUCUCAAGUGCUAAUUGCAUCGACGGACGAAGCAAAAGAAGCAAUGCGACAGGGAUGCUACGAUUACCUCUCUAGUGGUGGUUUUCGUACGUCUGGAUUGAUGGCUGUGCUCGGCGGCAUGAACCCUAGACCACUCUCUCUCAUCUUUCAUCUCUGCGCUAUUACGCUAUCCUCCAUUGGUCAACUUCUCUCUCCUUUUCCCUCUCCUCUUCGCAUUUGGCAUAGCCUCAGACUUUUUGGUGAGAUGGCUUUGCCGCACUUUUGGUUAUGGACGAUGCUAGUCGCCUUUGUGCUGAUGUGGACGGUUUUCCACGUAAGCAACAAAAGGAAAACGAUGUCGAAGUUGAAGUUGGAAGACCCCUCGAGACAGGAGAGAAGAGACGGUUAUGUUGACGUCAUCAUUGUCGGAGCUGGUGUUGGUGGCUCAGCUCUCGCCUAUGCUCUUGCUAAGGACGGACGUCGAGUGCAUGUGAUAGAGAGGGACAUGAGAGAACCAGAGAGGAUGAUGGGUGAGGUUAUGCAGCCAGGAGGACGCUUCAUGCUUGCUAAACUUGGUCUUCAAGAUUGUCUGGAGGGUAUAGAUGCUCAAAAAGCAACGGGCUUGGCAGUUUAUAAGGAUGGAAAAGAAGGGGUCUUACCUUUUCCGGUGGAAAACAAUAACUUCCCAUAUGAACCGUGUGCUCGAUCUUUUCACAAUGGCCGGUUCGUCCAACGACUGCGCCAAAAGGCUUCUUCUCUUCCCAAUGUGCACGUGGAAGAAGGGACCGUGAAGUCUUUUAUAGAAGAAAACGGAGUGAUAAAAGGUGUGAUAUAUAAGAACAACACAUGCCAAGAAACAACGGCUUUUGCACCUCUCGCUGUAGUCUGCGACGGUUGCUAUUCAAACCUCCGUAGGUCUCUCGUCGAUAGUACCGAAGAAGUGCACACGUACAUGGUGGGUUACAUCACGAGGAAUAGUCGACUGUAUGAUCCACAAAGUCUACAUCUAAUUCUUUCUAGACCUAUUGUCUGCGUUAUGUAUCAAAUAAGUAGCGAUGAGGUUCGUUGUAUUGCCGAGAUCCCUGCCGAUAGUGUUCCUUCUAUCGCAAACGGUGAUAUGUCUACCUUCCUCAAGAAAAGUAUGGCUCCUCAGUUACCUGUAAAACUCCGUGAAAUAUUCAUAAAAGGGAUCAAUGAUGGAGAAAGGAUGAAAGUGGUGGCAACUAAGAGCAUGUCAGCUAUGUCGAGUGAGAAGAAAGGAGUGAUAGUGUUAGGAGAUGCCUUCAACAUGCGUCAUCCAAUAAUCGCGUCCGGGAUGAUGGUUGUAUUGUCCGACGUUCUUAUUCUACGUCAUCUUCUCAAGCCAUUAGGCAACCUUGCAAAUGUUACUGAAGUCUCUGAAGUCAUCAAGUCCUUCAAUGAUAUUCGAAAGCCAAUGUCAGCGACGGCGAACACACUAGGGAGUGCAUUUUCUCAAGUGUUGGUUGCAUCAAAGGACGAAGCAAAAGAGGCGAUGCGACAAGGCUGCUACGAUUACCUCUGUAGUGGCGGCUUUCGCACGUCAGGAAUAAUGGCACUUCUCGGUGGUAUGAACCCAAGGCCGCUCUCUCUUCUUCUCCAUCUUUUUGCCAUCACCAUUUCCUCCAUUGCACAUGUACUCUCUCCAUUUCCGACUCCUCUUCGCGUUUGGCACAGUCUCAGGCUUUUUGUGUCGGCUAUGAAGAUGUUGGGUCACCAUCUCAAGGUUGAAGGAGUGAGGCAAAUGUUAUCUCCAGCAAACGCAGCCACGUAUCACAAACGCUAUAUGGCUGCAACCGCUCUCUAAUUAAACGUUGAUGUUUCGUACCAAUCCAAUUUGUCGGAGGGGAGUACGUAGAAGGAAGACAAGUAUCAUUCACAAUUACAAGGUUUUCUUUACUUGAUAAGCUUCACAAUUACAAGGUUACUGAAUGAUGCGCGUACGAAUAAUAUAUGUACUUUACUUGAUCGCUUUGUUUAGAUUUUUGUUCAAUUUUCAAACGUGUUUGUUACGAAAGUAACUAUAUAUUGGGAAGAACUUGUCGAUAUCUUUUUUUUUUUUUAAGGAGAACUUGUCGAUAUCUUGUGGCCGCAAAAAAAAGUAAUUGUAGUGAUAAUCGAG
This is a messenger RNA of Thlaspi arvense, 4455 nucleotides long. NCBI's taxonomy places the organism in Eukaryota, Viridiplantae, Streptophyta, Magnoliopsida, Brassicales, Brassicaceae. The record is from the annotation of a GenBank genome assembly.